UAUCUAUAUAUUAGAUGUCCUGCCCGACACAGUCCGGCUGUUUCGUAAUCUAAUGUAAAUUGCCGAUUUUGCUCAAGUGAGGUAGCAUGUUGCUCCGCUAAGUAAAUUUUUGUCGUAUGUCCUUGUAGGGAAUAACAAUUCUUGGAAGGAAAAUUUUAUGUUGAAAUUGCUUGGGAAGAGUUAGGUUUACAGCUGAAGAGAGGUGUCGUGGUAUAAGAAAACUGUAGGAUCCGGCGUAGUAUAGAACGAAACCAAGCAACAUAAUGGCAGACACCAGUGAUUCCGUUCAUGAACGGUAAUAAACAAGCAACGUUAGCAACUGUUUCUAUUUCAGUUUUAAUUUGAGGAACCUUUAAGUAGGAAGAUGGAAUUAAAACGUAUUCGAAAGAAAACGUUCGGUCUACACCUUUUUAUUGCUACUACCCUAUUGGUUUUUUACCAAGGAACUUACAUUUCAACCAUGUCAAGACUAAAGUUAGACUUCAAUGAACGAUUUUAUCUGUCACCGAAAGGUAAUGUUCAACAUCAAGCUGGAACCACCAAGAAUAUAAACAAAGUAAUACAGAAGAAGAGGAAAGAUGCUAUAUUUGCAUACUGUAAAGCAGCUAGAGUUCGGCAAAUAUCUGCAAAUAAAUCUGUGCAACUUAUUUACAGUAAUCAAUUUAACCUAAGCUAUUUCGCUAUCCCUAAGAUAGGUUCUACUUUCAUUAUGCAGAUGUUUUCAGUUAUCAGAUAUGGUCUAACAUAUGCAGAAUCUAAUUUUAGCAUACCCAGAAAUAAGGUUCACAGUACUGCACAAAAAAGGAAAUUAUACUUUUACAACCGCACUUUAGAGGAAACGGUGACUAUCAUUCCGGUUCGAAAUCCAUACUCAAGACUAUUUUCUGUAUUCGUUGACAAGGUGCUUUUGCCUAAUAGUAUUCCAUUUAGGUUAGAAAUACUUGCUCAAAAGCAGCUACGUACCUUACGAGAUCUUACAAACCUCACGCAACCUGGUCGUAUUUAUUCAAGUGGACUGUCGGUUAGCUUUCAGGACUUCCUUGAUUAUGCUUUAAACCCUAGCAUAGAUAAAAAGCUUUUAUAUAGACAUUAUGACAGUUGUUUUGCACGAUUGAAAUCUUUGAUAUGUAACUCUAAUCAUUAUAUCAUAGUAAAACAGGAAACUUUUGAAACGGAUAUUCAAUAUGUUCUGCAAUUCGUAGGUGUAGAUAAGGCAGAACCGAACACAUAUUAUAGGAUACUUAAAUCACUCCACGAGUCGCGUGUGGAAGACAGCAUUCCAGGAUUAAUCAAAGUCACAUUCUUCUUUGCAGAAAAAUAUGCAGAACUAUGGACCGGGCCCAUUGUGGCGGAAUUGCUAUGGCAGUCAUUUCAAAUUCAGGGAUAUGUCAGCAAGCAUCUUCCCUUUCCCAAAAGGUAUUUCAACAAUAAAUUUAUAUACAUGAAUGCAAACAUUACGUCGGGUAUAUUCCUUCGUGAGAUGAAGAAAGGGAAGCUUUCGCGAAUACAAAGUAUGAAACAAAGAAAGAAAGCAAUGAUAACUGCUUAUAGAGGCUUACCUAAAACUGUUUUAAGAAAAAUACAAACUACAUAUGACUGUGAUUUUGAAGCGUUCGGUUACGAUAGAAAAUUGAUAUAACUAAUUAGCAUAAACUGGAUUACUAAUUAUAUAUAGCAGAAGAGUCUUGUCAGCGAUUUGUCGUCUAGUUAAUCUAUGAAAUAAUAUUCGGCCAUUUCCCGUGGGAAACAAAAUAUUAUAAUAGCAUUAUCUAUUAAAAAAUAAGAAUAGAACAAUGAAAGUUGUUGGUGGCUAUAGGUAGAUAUGGGCUACCAUUCAGUACCAUUUUAAAGUUCAAAGCCUUUGUAGAAGUACUUGAUGUUUUUGCCAAUUAUUGUCCGUGGCAAAUAAAAUUGGCUGCCAUUGUAUAUAACAUGUGCAAAAACUUACCUUCGCUGUAUGCUUUGUGUAUAAAGAAAGAAGAAAAAAUGCAAUGUCAUAAAAACAAUAUCGGUGCAAUAAUAUCAAAAGUAGCCAUUCCAAGUAUAUUGAACACGCGAUGUAACAUCAUUCACUUAAAAUAAAGAAAUACAAGAACAAAAGGUGAACAAAAUGUGUCGUUGAAAAAAAAAAAAAACAUAAAUUGAACAAACACCUUAAAAAACGCAGUAAGUUGUGGACUUUUUCCUGACAAUAAAGACAAAAUUUGAAUCGAUGUCGAGCGACUAUGCGCUUUUUACUGCAUUUUAACGUCAAUAACAGUAUCUUAUGCUUAUUACAAUUUUACGUGGAUUUUCAUUUUCUGUUUCACUAUUUAGAUGCUUGAAAGACCGAUAGCUCGACAUUUAUUUGAAUUUUCUGGUACUAAUAGAAAUUUUAGGCUACCGCGAUUUAUGCAUUUGCUAGAGAUCUCGAUGUGGUUUAUACCCAUCAAAAGCAAAACAAAAGAAGAGUCAUUUAUUCCUUAAAUACUACACAUUUGUAGAAUUGAAACAAAACCAUCCAAUCAUGUAAGAAUAAUAAUAUCCGUCAUGUGCUUACGAAUCGGAUAGAAAUAUCCGUCCCGAAGGCACCUACGCAUUGGGCGGUAAUGAGGCUUGCCGAUUCGUAGAUACAUGACUGAUAUUUUUCUUGCAUAUCGCAUUUCAUUCUGGCAGAUUAUUUCUCUUGCAUAUCGUAUUUUACAAAUAACAGGUAGAAAUACUUUCUUUGUAGCACUCUUUCGCAUAGUAGAGCGCGGGAAAUUAACGUCCGUAAGCAGAAGUGACGUCAUCAUGUUUUGCGUUACGCAUCAUAACAAAGUUCCACUUUAGUUUUAUCGUUUGUAAUGUAACGUUAUGUUCUUACAGUAAACUAACGUAUUUUGAAUCGAGAAAUAUACUUUAUCACAUAUUUGACGUCGCGGGAGUGUAAUAAAGCCAUUGAAUAAAAAUGAUAAUACACUAGUGUAAUAAAGCGUUGACGUCGACGUUAUUUAUACUAUAGGCGACGUCGGUCAAAUUGUCUUGUUUAUAUAGUAUAAGAAAAUCGAUUUUUUUUAUUUUUUCGACAAGAAAGGCUAACAUGUGAUAAAAAAAAUAUUGCAUUUGUGACUUUCCAUAUUGAAUUUAUCAAACGCGUUGAAUAAUAUUGAUAAAAUGCUCGGCAGAGCCUCGCAUUUUAUUAUUUUAUUCAACACGUUUGAUAAAUUCAAUAUAAAAAGACACUCAUGUAAUAUCCUCUAUAUAAGGAACAGAGGGAAAUUAUCAAGGCACCUUUUUUUCGUAUUUUUACAUUAACAAUAUAUUAUCUGUGUAUGGACCACUAGUUGUCAUUAACAGCACGAUAGUCAUCUGUCAUGGGGGUGCCAAAUGGAUUUUGCCGGCAUGGGUAAAAUCACCGGAAACGCCAGUCCGGUGUGCAAGAAUUAAGCUUUGAAUAUAGCAAAAGAGAUAAAUCCAAAUACGAUUAUUUAUUCUACAGUAAUCAUAACCGCUAUGUAAAAUGUUUUCACUGAAAAACAAUAUGAACUGAAAGUUAUACAUUUAAAUGCACAUUUUGUCUGUUAAAAUUGCUUUACUGGAGUUUCAGUGAUUGUUUUUUUUUUGUUUUUUUUUUAGUUUUGAGAUUAAAUUGCGCUUCUGUACAUUUAUUAAUUUCAAUGUCUUUGACAACACUCUAGACCAACAUUAGCUCAACAAUUCCAAAAGCAUACGACAUAAUAUAAAAAACAAUUUCGAAGCACGUUUCAUGGAACAUUUUGUUUACUAAACACUUGAAAUUGUAUCAUCAAUUUAUCAUUGAUUUCAAAACCAUCAUUAAUUUCAGCAUCCCAUUUAGCUUAUGGUCCAUUACUAUUACUUUUUAUGUUAAAAAAUAUCACCCGAAAACACUGAG
This is a messenger RNA of Mercenaria mercenaria, 3874 nucleotides long. RefSeq lists its product as uncharacterized. The transcript is spliced from 2 exons. Lineage: Eukaryota; Metazoa; Mollusca; Bivalvia; Venerida; Veneridae. Gene Ontology annotation, molecular function: sulfotransferase activity. Gene Ontology annotation, cellular component: membrane. Bases 365 to 1639 code for a protein of 424 amino acids. The record is from RefSeq and is a predicted model, not a curated record. Gene Ontology annotation, biological process: carbohydrate biosynthetic process.